Molecule: messenger RNA, 3289 nt
Organism: Cyprinodon variegatus (sheepshead minnow)
Lineage: Eukaryota; Metazoa; Chordata; Actinopteri; Cyprinodontiformes; Cyprinodontidae
Gene: brox
Product: BRO1 domain and CAAX motif containing
Exons: 13
Coding region: 138-1370 (410 amino acids)
Source: RefSeq, a predicted model, not a curated record
CAUUGGUCAGCCUCCGCUCGGUGUUUAUUUCCGGAAGUGAGUGAGUUGUCAGUGACAGACUUUCCAGACAACCAAAGCGUUAAUCUGUGGCGGCGCAUUGACAGCCUUCCCUCUGUAGGUGUGAUCCUGUCCCCAGAAUGGCCCACUGGUUUCACAGAAACCCUCUGAAGGCAACGGCGCCGGUGUCCUUUAACUUCUACGGUGUGGCAGGAAGCCCAGCGGCCAACAAGAUCUGCAAUGACCUGAGGACUACCAGAGCGAGGCUGCUGGAGAUGUUCACCGAUUCCACCUGCACCCCAGAGACCAUGAAGAACGCCUCGGAUGCAUACUUCUCUCUGCUGCAAGGCUUCAUCACGUCCCUGGAUGGAACCACACAGGAGAACAAGAUGAGGUUCAUCCAGAACUUCAAGUGGACCGACACCUUACAAGGAAACAUGGCAAGUGCCCAGCAGGACGCUGUCUUUGAACUGGCCUCUAUGGCCUUCAACGUAGCCAUCUGGUACACCAAGUUCGCCUCAAGACUCACCGGGAAGGAAAACAUAACAGAGCCUGAAGCCAAGGAUGUUCACAAGAGCCUGAAGGUCGCUGCUGGAAUAUUCAAAACUCUCAAGGAGGUCCACAUUCCUCGCCUCAUCACCCCCGCUGAAAAGGGCAGAGACUUGGAGCCCAGAGUCAUUGAUGCGUAUAUCAUCCAGUGCCAAGCUGAGGCACAAGAAGUGACGAUUGCCAGAGCCAUCGAGCUGAAGCACAACGCCUCACUGAUUGCAGCUUUGUCUUUUGAAACGGCCAACUUCUAUCAGAAAGCAGACCACACACUGAACACCCUGGAGCCAGAGUACAGCAGCAAGUGGAGGAAGUACCUGCAGCUGAAGCAGUACUUUUACAUGGCUUAUGCGUUCUGCUACCACGGCCAGACUCUGCUGGCCAGCGACAAAUGUGGAGAGGCUAUAAGAUCCCUACAGGAGGCCGAAAAAUGCUACUCCCGCGCGGAGGCGCUCUGUAAAGAGUACCGUCAGACCAAAGGCCCCGGCACCACGGCCAAGCCGUCGGAGCAGCUGUUCUUCCUCAAGCUGGGCGCCCUCAUUAAAAGCACGCUGGAGAAGUGCCAGAGAGAGAACGGCUUCAUAUACUUCCAUAAAAUCCCCGCAGAGCCUCCCCAGCUGGAGCUGAAGGCCAGCUACGGCCUGGCCGAGCCGGUCCCCUUUGAGCUGCCGCCUCUCAGCGAGCAGUGCACUGCUGAGGUCUACGCCACCUUCGACCUGACCAAGGGAGCCAAGAAUGACAAGGCCAAACCCAAGGAGGAGGAGGUUAAGCCGAUGAAGGAGCCUGAUCUGAAGCCCCAGAAGGACACAGGCUGCGUCGUCUCCUAAACCCUCCAUCUUUGACAGCCCCGCGCUGAAGUAUCAGCCUUUAUAAAGACAGCAUCUGUUUAUCUUCCUCCAUAGGAGACUUUUAUUUCUCUGUUAAUCCAUGGUGUUUUACAUACAUGCUGAAACGUGUACAUUAUAUUUGGAGAUGAUCCACUACCAUGACAAUCUAAGGUCUGUCUGCUACUCGUGGUGAACCAGGCAGGCCAUAAAUCCACUCCCACCUAAAAAAAAACCAUCCCAUAUCAUCUGAUUCUUUCUUAUCUACUGGGGUUAUAGUUUAUUGUUUAGAUUUGAACAAAUCUAACCAGAUAGUUGUUUUCAAACUACUGCAGCACUUCACACUGUCCACAGCAGUUAAUUCUCUAAACCAGAUAAAAUCCAAACAUGAGUGGAAAAACAUCCCUGGUCCUGGUUACUACAGAGCAGCUGAGCGUUAAGAUGGAAACACAACCGAAGCUGAUGCCUUCUGUUCAGUAACCAGUAUAAUAAUGAAAAGAAUCCAGAAUUUCAAUCUUAAGGAAAGCACUUAUUGCACUGCAGACAGCGUAUGUAUGGAACAUUAAGCACUACACAUGUAGCUCAUCCUGAAGAAAAACAAUCCUCAGCACCACCUGAUCACAGUCAGACUAUAUGAGCUGGCUGUUUCCUUUCCAAUCCGCAACAAUCAUUUAUAAUAAUAGGAAAUCCAGACAUGCAGUGGACAGACGCUGGACUGUGUUGGUGGCUGAUCUGAUUUUGUUUUUUAGCCGUUUACAAUCUGUUUGUAUUAGAUCUCUUUUUCUAUUUGACAUGAAAUGGUUGUUUUCUACAUGUUCUUUUCCUUAAAGGACAAAUUAUUAUUAUUGCUGGAUUGUUAUUGGUAUCAUUUUGCAGUGAUGACACAACUCUGACAAAGUGUCUGUUUAGGAUCCUUCGUUUGUUUUGCUUCUGUGUUGAUUGUAAUAAUAAGAACCCAUUCAGGUAGCGUUAAACCGUUAAUCCCCGACAUUUUCUGUCCAACUGAGCUUAAAAUUGUGAACUUUUUGUCAUAAGAUGACCCCUCCCCCGCCUGUUGAUACACACUGCUGGCCAGCUGACUGAAAGGAGGCUACUACUGUUUCCCUUCACUUAGGAAAAAAAAGAAAUUUGCUUUUUAGAAAUGCACUCCCAGCGUCUCCUGUAAAAGCUGAUCAUGUCUGCCUCCUGCAUGAAGCGCGCUACUACUAAAUGAUUUAUUAUACAAUUUUCCUCACGUCUCUGUAUUUAAAUACUAAUAUAUGCUGCUGGUAACAUAAAUAAGACUUUAAAUGCAGGAAUUCUUUAGAAUCAGUAAAAUUUUUCCUUUUUAAAUAUAUAUAUUUUUUUAAAUCAGUGAUUAUGUUGGGUUUUUGUUUGACAUUAGGUUUCUAAAUGUACCAUAAAAGCAUGCCUGAAGAGGGAAACCUUAAAGUAAAAGAUACUGUAAGAUUCAGUGUUUUGUUUUCUGUUAUUGUUCUUAGAUCAUCCCACUUUUCCCGGAGUCACUCCAGCUGUCUGAUCUCUGCAUCUUUGGCUCCGGUUCCAGUGGAUUUUAGCUCCUGGAAGCUUGUAUAGGCUGUAUCAUUCUGCUUACAUGCACUAAUUUAACCCACCUGUAUACCUGCUGACCUAAGUUAGACUCAAAGUUAAGCUCUGACUCCCUCCCUGAUGUUUUCAUGGCACAUUGUAACAUCUCUGCACUUUAUCCAGCAGGUUUUAAAGUCGCGCUGGUUUAUAGACUGAUGUAGUUUUCGCACCGGGAGCGCUUGAUUCGCUUUAUGAGGCUGUGGGGUCGGUCGGCCCUCAGUGCUAAUCGAUUCUCUAUGAGGGUGCUGCACCAGAGCUGCAGUGUAAACUCCUCCCUCCUCCUCUUCCUCUGCUGUGGUGUCCUUCAUGUAAAUGUUACUCAUAUGGUAUUAAAU